Molecule: messenger RNA, 1709 nt
Organism: Merops nubicus (carmine bee-eater)
Lineage: Eukaryota; Metazoa; Chordata; Aves; Coraciiformes; Meropidae
Gene: BAG3
Product: BCL2-associated athanogene 3
Exons: 2
Biological process (GO): negative regulation of striated muscle cell apoptotic process; protein stabilization; muscle cell cellular homeostasis
Cellular component (GO): cytoplasm; membrane; cytosol
Molecular function (GO): protein-folding chaperone binding; adenyl-nucleotide exchange factor activity
Source: RefSeq, a predicted model, not a curated record
CCUCAGUGUCCUGGAGCUUCUGAUUCUCCAAGCGUUUCCCCUCAGUCCUCUGGCAGACCCAACGCAGGAAGCCAUCAGCUUCCUCGCGGCUAUAUUCCAAUUCCUGUGAUCCAUGAGAACAUCCAGCGUCAGCCAACGCAAGGCUACCACCAGGCACAGAAGACACACUACCCUGCCCAGCAGAGCGAAUACCAAGCCCACCAGCCAGUGUUCCACAAAAUCCAACCAGAGGAGAGGGAGCCUAAGGCGGCGCGAGCGCAGUCUCCGUUCAGGGUGUCUCAGAGGGGCUCUGCGAGCCGUGAAAGUUCCCCGGCCAGAGUCACCACCCAGAUACAGCCCCCAGCUCCCAUCAGAGUGCAGACAGUUGUGGACAGACCCCAGGUUUCUCAGCAGCAAGUCCCACCUCAAGAGCCACCAAGACCACCCCCGCCACCUGAAAUCAAACCUGAAAACAAGGCAGUCCCACCACCCGAAGCUGAGGUGCCGUCGUCAUAUAUCCCGAUUCAGGUCACCCACCAAGAACCAGAUCCUAAAUUGCCACCCCAGAAGGCUCCAGCCACAGCAGAGAAAGCUGAUAAAAAGGUUCCCUGCCCAGCUAAGAUGGCUCCCCCUCAGGAAGGGCCUCCUCCUGAAGAAGCGGCCGCACCGAAGACGAUGGAAAUGGGAGAACCUCAAAAGCAUCCUGGUGUUCUGAAAGUGGAGGCAAUUCUGGAGAAAGUACAAAUGCUUGAGCAGGCAGUCGACUCCUUUGAAGGCAAGAAAACUGACAAAAAAUACUUGAUGAUAGAAGAGUAUUUGACCAAAGAGUUGCUAGCCCUAGACUCAGUGGACCCUGAGGGUCGUGCGGAUGUGCGCCAGGCCAGGAGGGAUGGUGUAAGGAAGGUCCAGAACAUUUUGGAAAGACUUGAGCAGAAAGCAGAAGAUGUCCCAGAACCUGUUCAAGUUGAUGGACUUGAGCCAAAUUUGCCAGAGCCUAAGCCACCACAGGAAAUCAUGGAGAUUGAACCUGUGGUAGUCAAGAGCAAGGGAGACACCAGUAAUAAAGAUGCUAAAGAGCAAACCAAAAUGGAAAGACAUCAGCCUGAAACUAAGGAAGAAGUGUUUACCAAUCUCACCACUACGACAAACACAUCUAAUAAUCCAACUGAACCAUAGCCACAUGCUGAGAUUAAAAUCUCUCAGACUUCAUAACUUAAAGUGUGUUUAAGUGAAUUUUAAGUUGCAUGCAUUUCCAGAGCUCUUUUCAACUGGUUUUUAAUCAACAUAGCAGCUUGGGACACGGUAAACACUUCGGGGGGAAGGAGGGGGUUAGAAAGAAAGUAAUGCAUUUAUCCUUUAUUCUUACACUAUGUAAAAGACAUGUUUCAAAAAUAAACCCUGUACAUUAAUGGCUUUUAGAUCAGCUAAGUGGGGGGAAAAAAAACCAACAAACCAACCAACCAACUACUUCAGGGUUAAUAUUGAUGCGUGUUGUUUAGGGUGUAUUCUUUUGCAGGUGAUUUUUGUAAAAUCAGUGGCCUGCACUGUCAGAAUACCAGUCCUUCUAGAAGUAUAGCCACUCUUAACAGUAAUGUUUUUAUUUUUAAUGUUCACAGUUGGGCACUUUAAUGAUGGAUAGAAAGUGUGUAAGAAAUUGUAGGGAUAUUUAUAUGUGUGCAGGACUUCAAUGCUUUAUUUUAAGAGGGAAAUAAAAUAAUAUAGAAGCCUAA